AAGCACUUUAGUCCCGGACCAAAUGUUUGUGAAACUUUGCCGCACUUGUCAUCCAUAAACUAUAUUCUUGCCAAAGUAAAAUGCUAUUUUGUCUCCUCGAGAAUCCGAUACCGUAAUCACCCGACCUGGUGUAGGACAAACUUUACUCCGUGUUGUUGUAUACGCGUCGCCCAUGUUUUGGCAGCGCCAUCGUUCGACGUUGGGCAAGGCGGUCAGCGCUCAAGCUACUACUUGGAUUAG
Molecule: messenger RNA, 240 nt
Organism: Bipolaris zeicola 26-R-13
Lineage: Eukaryota; Fungi; Ascomycota; Dothideomycetes; Pleosporales; Pleosporaceae
Exons: 1
Source: RefSeq, a predicted model, not a curated record